This is a messenger RNA of Oreochromis niloticus (Nile tilapia), 2015 nucleotides long. RefSeq names its product solute carrier family 45 member 2 (gene slc45a2). The record is from RefSeq and is a predicted model, not a curated record. Gene Ontology annotation, cellular component: membrane. NCBI's taxonomy places the organism in Eukaryota, Metazoa, Chordata, Actinopteri, Cichliformes, Cichlidae. The coding region runs from base 240 to 1946 and encodes 568 amino acids. The transcript has 7 exons. Gene Ontology annotation, biological process: transmembrane transport. Gene Ontology annotation, molecular function: sucrose:proton symporter activity.
UGCUCAGACCUUCACAUGCAAAAUAGAGCUGCGUGGUGCUUGAACUCUUUGUUCAGCUAUGCAGUAGUGAAGAGGAUUAACUCAAGCCAAGCGCCAGUUUUGGCAUUUCAUCCAUCCCUUGGCUGACGGAGAGAGACUACCAAAAGCUACCUCUUUGCCUCUCUUCAUCUAAAUCUCCUCUUUACUCCCUUCCUGUUCUCUUUUUCUCCUUCUGUCCUUUUCCCCACUCUUUUUCAAUUAUGACUCUGUUAUCAGAAGAUCAGUCUGUGAGGCCCCAACCCUGCCGGGUCUCUGAGCCUGGCAAACACAUCAGCACUUCUCUGCACCAGUACUCAACAGACUGCAAUGGCAGCAAUGUGGACUAUGUAGAUAGUGUGGAAGACUCUGUCUUUGGAGCUGUGGAGCCUCACAGGCGCUCUCGGGGGCGCCUUAUUCUCCACGGCCUGGUCAUGUUUGGAAGGGAAUUCUGCUAUGCCGUGGAGGCAGCUUUUGUCACGCCGGUGCUCCUGAGUGUGGGCCUGCCCCAGAGUCUGUACAGCUUGGUGUGGUUGAUCAGCCCCAUCCUGGGCUUCCUGCUCCAGCCCAUCAUCGGUUCAGCCAGCGACUAUUGCCGCUCGCCGUGGGGCCGGCGGAGGCCUUACAUCCUGGCACUGGGCAUCCUCAUGCUUGUGGGAAUCACCCUGUUCCUUAAUGGAGAUGCUGUCAUCUCAGCACUCGUCAGAGAUAGGUCGCUGAAGAGCAUAUGGGCCAUCGUGGUGGUGAUGUUUGGAGUCGUGCUGUUUGACUUUGCUGCCGACUUCAUCGAUGGACCCAUUAAGGCCUACCUGUUUGAUGUGUGUUCACAUGAAGACAAGGAAAGAGGCUUGCACUACCAUGCUCUCCUCACAGGCCUGGGCGGAGCAUGUGGUUACCUGGUGGGAGCCAUGGACUGGGGUCACUCCGUGUUGGGCCGUCUCCUUGGAUCCGAGUACCAGGUCAUCUAUUUCUUCUCAGCGCUGACCUGGGGCAUCUUCCUCACUGUGCACCUCUUCAGUAUUCCAGAGCAACCUCUGGACAAGGCACCAUCUCCGUCUAAUUCACCAUCCAGCCCUCUUCGCCUACUGAGCUCUCAUAGCAAUAGUUAUGGAGCACUUAAGGAGCCUGUCUCUCCUGUAGUCUCCGCAUCUGUCACAGAUCUCAGGCCCAGAUCCUUCUCAGCCCUGGGAGAAGCCAAUUCAGUGACCUCAAGCGUCAAACAGCCAAACAAAGAGGACCAGAAGAAGAUGACGUUCAGGUUAUUGAUAAAAGCUAUCGUCAAUAUGCCAAGUCACUACCGCUGCCUGUGUGUCAGCCACCUGCUGGGAUGGACAGCGUUCCUCUGCAAUAUGCUUUUCUUUACCGAUUUCAUGGGACAGAUCGUGUAUAAGGGGAAUCCGUACGCCGAUCACAACUCUACCGCCUAUGCCACAUAUGAGAGGGGAGUAGAAGUUGGCUGCUGGGGAUUGUGCAUUAAUGCAGUGUCCUCUGCUCUCUACUCAUAUGUGCAGCGCUUCCUCCUCUCAUACAUCGGACUGAAGGGAUUAUAUUUUAUGGGCUACCUUGUGUUUGGAUUGGGCACCAGCCUGAUUGGCCUUUUCCCCAAUAUCAUAGCAACGCUCGUCCUCUGCAGUGUGUUUGGUGUUAUGUCAAGCACACUCUACACCAUCCCAUUCAACCUGAUAGCGGAGUAUCAACGUGAAGAGGAGCAACAACUGAAGCUGCACGGAAGCAAUAAAAGUCCUCGAGGCUCGGGAAUGGACUGUGCCGCCCUCACUUGCAUGGUCCAGCUGGCUCAGAUCAUCGUGGGCGUGGGGCUCGGUGCUCUGGUCAACGCGGCAGGAAGUGUGAUCGUGGUGGUCCUCUCGGCUUCGACCAUGUCUCUGCUCGGCUGCAUCUUCAUUGUCCUCUUCAUCAGAUACGUGGAAUGAAUGAUUCUGCUCAAAUGCAAAUUUUAAUGAUAUUGUUUUAAUAAACAAUGAUUGCUCAUUAUAUCAUCA